Messenger RNA from Trichomonas vaginalis G3, 369 nucleotides. RefSeq names its product organellar and viral DNA polymerase type B. The coding region runs from base 1 to 369 and encodes 122 amino acids. The transcript has a single exon. NCBI's taxonomy places the organism in Eukaryota, Parabasalia, Trichomonadida, Trichomonadidae. The record is from RefSeq and is a predicted model, not a curated record.
AUGAUUUCAACAAUCGGCACAACAACAAUUCAAACAACAGCACCAAACUCGUUAGUCAUGAAUCCAACAUCUAUGUUAGUAGAAAUGAAAAGCUUCAUUCCUUCUUCAUAUACUUUUGAAACAGAAAUCCAGAAGAUAAAGCAAGAACUUUUAACAAGUAAUUUAGACUGUAGUGCGAAAGAUGAAACAAAUGAACAGUAUCUUUAUGAAAUGGAGGACCUCAUCGACCAUUUGCCUAAACUACCUGAAAUUCAGCAGCAAAAACUAACUAUUCCUGAAUUCGACGAAAUUGAAGUCAAAGCAACUGACUCAGUAGAAAUAAAGAAGUUCAUACGAAAGGUAAAUUAUGAAUUCCUUGGUUUUCAUUGA